Molecule: messenger RNA, 471 nt
Organism: Frankliniella occidentalis (western flower thrips)
Lineage: Eukaryota; Metazoa; Arthropoda; Insecta; Thysanoptera; Thripidae
Product: cx9C motif-containing protein 4
Exons: 3
Coding region: 105-350 (81 amino acids)
Cellular component (GO): mitochondrial intermembrane space
Source: RefSeq, a predicted model, not a curated record
UGCCGACUCGUACCCGCGGGCGGAGAGCAGACAGCCGAAAAGAGGUACCCUUUCGGCCUCGGCCUAUCCUUAUUGUUUUUCUGAAUUAGACCCAAAUUCCUCUUAUGUCUAGAAAACCAAAAGAUCCUUGCAAGCCGCUUGCCUGUGCUAUUCAAGAUUGCCUCAAGGGACACAACUUUCAAGAAUCAGCUUGUGAACAAGUAAUUGAAAAUUUGAGAGAGUGCUGUCGCAAGUGGAAAGACAAGUCAUUAGUUUGCUCCGGGAUGCUAGAGCGCCCUAUUACCACAGAGGAGAGUAAUGUCCAAUCCAAGGGAGCCCCAGACAUCAAGAUUUGGAAGGUCACCGCAUAGGGGACCCGUUAGUACAACAACAUUCUUUGAUCGACAUUAUCGAUCCCUUCAUCACCUAGGGGUUGUGCUGGGAAUUUCCAUAUUUUUUGGUCCGCUUAUUUACAAGUACCUUAACAGGCCU